Molecule: messenger RNA, 1044 nt
Organism: Bradysia coprophila
Lineage: Eukaryota; Metazoa; Arthropoda; Insecta; Diptera; Sciaridae
Product: abasic site processing protein HMCES-like
Biological process (GO): protein-DNA covalent cross-linking repair
Molecular function (GO): single-stranded DNA binding
Source: RefSeq, a predicted model, not a curated record
CACUAUUCCACUUAGAAGAAUAAGAAAACACUGGUGAAUUUCACAACAAUCUUUUGGCUUCACAGAGUUGAUUUUGUUUACAAAAUAUUAUUCAUUCAAAAUGUGUGGCAGAACAUGUUUAACUCUUGGUCCUGAUGAGGUAAAGCACGCUUGUCAGUAUAAAUCGAGUAAGGAUGAAAAGCAAAAGACGCCGGAAUUUCGUCAAGAAUUCAAUUGUGGAAAAAGUUAUCAACCAUCCACAAAUAUUUGUCCAACUGAUGUGACACCCGUUCUAAUUUCAUCAAAUCAUGUUUCGGAAGAGCCUACCGAUAGCUCUGACAGAGUUCUCGUGCCGAUGAUGUGGGGAAUGAUUCCAUUUUGGCACACUGGUGACUACAAGAACCAUAAACUGACCACCAACAAUUGUCGACUGGAAACCAUGACAACAUCCAAAAUGUACAAACGAUCAUUCGAAAAGGGUCAACGCUGCGUCGUCGUCUGCGAAGGAUUUUAUGAAUGGCAAACCACCAAGGAACUGAAAUCGUCAGAGAGACCAGCUUACUACUUUUACAUGCCGCAAAAUGCAUCGGUUGAGAUUACGGAUGCUAAAACAUUUAAUGAUGGCAAGGAUGUUAACUUACUGAAGAUGGCUGGAUUGUUUGAUGUUUGGACGGAUAAAAACGGUGACGACAUGUACAGUUACACAGUCAUAACAUUUGAAUCGGACGAUAAAUUCUCGUGGCUACAUCAUCGCAGUCCAGCUAUUUUAGAGACCGAGGAACAAUUGGCUGAUUGGUUAGACUACAAGCGCGUACCAAUGGACGAUGCAAUGAAAUGCCUACGUCCGGCUACUUCAUUAAAGUGGCAUCAAGUUUCGAACAUUGUAAAUAACUCCCGAAAUAAGUCGGACGAAUGCAACAAGCCCAUUAAAGCUGGCAAGCGAAAAAUUUCCAAUCCAUUGAUGGACAAUUGGCUGAUCAAGAAGAAAAAAUCCGAAUAACUUUUCAUACCAACUGUUUCUAUUAUACUGUUUUGUUGUAAAUUAAAUCUCAGUACGAGCAUCAA